GGGGGGGGAUCCCAGCUCUGUGUGUAGCUACAUGGAAGGUGGAUCUGAAUCAUGCGAUUUCCGCAUCUAAGAUGCUCCCCGCUCUUUAGAUUGGCUGGAAGCACAUCAAGAAUAGCUACAUUAAAAUCAAAGCCAAGCGAAACCCAUGCGUGAGAGACGGAAUUGUUCUUGCAUCAUCAUUAAACUUUGCAGCCGGAUGAAAUGCAGACAUCCCUGAGAAAUGGAGGACGAGGAUUGUGAAACUUUGGAAACCAGUAAGACUCUAAUCGAUGAUAGGUGGUAACUGCACAGCUUCUGGAAGAACCUGCUAUUCCAACCAACAUGUAACUGUCACUAAUUGUACUUGAUUGGUGGUGCAAGAUGAUGUCUUUACAGUUUGGCCAUUGGUCCUAGUAUAACAAUGGUUUAUUCUCCUCUUUUGACUGCACAUGCAGGGACCUCAAAUAGCACAAUUGUCACUUCUGAACAUGCCUAUUUCAACUCUUCAGCACAUGCUAUAAUUCACAAUGAGGUGGAACUCUCUGUUGCUGAAGGAUCUGCCACUUACAGAACUACAGAAGGUAACUCCAUGGAAAAUAGCACAGCAAUUCCCACUCAGUCAGACUAUGGGGGUAUAGGCCUUCCUCUGCAGGUCCUCCUUUCUGCCAUGAUGGUGGUAAUAGGUUUAAUUUCUUUCCUGGGAAACUUUAUUGUCUGUCUCAUGGUCUAUCAGAAAGCAGCAAUGCGAUCAGCUAUUAAUAUCCUUCUGGCAAGUUUAGCCUUUGCAGACAUGAUGCUUGCUGUAAUGAAUAUGCCCUUUGCCCUAAUCACUGUUAAUACUACACACUGGAUCUUUGGUGAUAUUUUUUGCAGAGUGUCAGCCAUGUUUUUCUGGCUUUUUGUGAUAGAAGGAGUUGUUAUCUUGCUUAUAAUUAGCAUUGAUCGCUUUCUCAUCAUUGUUCAACGUCAAGACAGAUUGAACCCUUACCGUGCUAAGCUGCUCAUUGCCAUCUCAUGGGGUAUGGCAUUUUGUAUGGCCUUUCCCCUUGCCGUUGGUAGUCCACAUCUGCCAGUGCCAUCUCGUGCUCCACAGUGCGUAUUUGGAUAUUCUACAGAUCCUGGUUAUCGGGCUUAUGUCCUGUUAAUAAUAAUUAUGUUCUUCUUCAUCCCAUUCAUGCUGAUGUUGUACUCUUUUAUGGGUAUCCUCAACACGGUCCGACAUAAUGCCAUUCGGAUCCAUAGCAGCUCAGAUAGCAUUUGUUUGGGCCAAGCCAGUAAGCUUGGACUCAUGAGCCUGCAGAGACCCUGCCAGCUAAGCAUUGACAUGAGCUUCAAAACACGUGCCUUCACUACCAUCCUGAUCCUCUUCAUUGUCUUCACCUUCUGCUCAGUGCCAUUCACCACAUACAGCCUUGUUUCUACUUUCAGCAGUAGUUUUUAUCAUAAAGGUAACUUUUUUGAGAUAAGCACGUGGCUCCUUUGGUUAACCUACCUCAAAUCUGCACUCAACCCAUUAAUUUACUAUUGGAGGAUUAAAAAAUUCCGUGAUGCUUGCUUAGAGCUGAUGCCAAAAACCUUUAAGUUCUUGCCUCAGCUACCUGGACGUACCAGAAGGCGAAUUCGUCCAAGUGCCAUUUACGUUUGUGGAGAGCAUCGAUCUGUGGUUUAAGAUAGAAGACCCUGUACAUUGUUUCAAAUAGCAUCUUUACUGCCAUCACAUAACUUGCCAAUUAAU
This is a messenger RNA of Rhincodon typus (whale shark), 1714 nucleotides long. It is a transcript of the gene gpr63, whose product is annotated as G protein-coupled receptor 63. Gene Ontology annotation, molecular function: G protein-coupled receptor activity. The transcript has 3 exons. Lineage: Eukaryota; Metazoa; Chordata; Chondrichthyes; Orectolobiformes; Rhincodontidae. The record is from RefSeq and is a predicted model, not a curated record. Gene Ontology annotation, biological process: G protein-coupled receptor signaling pathway. The coding region runs from base 401 to 1648 and encodes 415 amino acids. Gene Ontology annotation, cellular component: membrane.